Messenger RNA from Salvia splendens (bonfire salvia), 1522 nucleotides. RefSeq names its product putative methyltransferase C9orf114. Lineage: Eukaryota; Viridiplantae; Streptophyta; Magnoliopsida; Lamiales; Lamiaceae. Bases 40 to 1185 code for a protein of 381 amino acids. The transcript is spliced from 11 exons. The record is from RefSeq and is a predicted model, not a curated record.
AAAGGUGAAGAAUAGAGUCGAAGGCCAACUUUGAGUGAGAUGGGGAAGAAGAUGAAGACGGAGAGAGCUGAAAAAAACACAGAGGCCUUGCAAAACGGCGGUCUCGAAUCAAACGAAAAGCGUUCCAAAAAGAAGAGGAAAAACGUAGGUGAAGUUGAAGAACAGCCAUCGCCAACUGAAACACCCACCAUUACCGUUGCUCUUCCCGGCUCCAUAAUCAAUAAUACUCAAUCCCUCGAACUCGCUACUCGUUUGGCUGGGCAGGUUGCACGUGCUGCUGCGAUUUUCCGAAUCGAUGAGGUGGUUGUUUUUGAUAGCAAGAAUACAUCGGAGGAUAUUUCAAUUGACAUAAUCGGAGAUGAUUCAGGAGAGAAUGAUAGUGGUGCUGCUUUCCUUAUGAGAAUAUUGAGGUAUCUCGAGACACCACAGUAUCUGAGGAAGAGCCUUUUCCCAAUGCAUAGCAGUUUAAGAGUUGUGGGUUUGUUGCCCCCACUUGAUGCCCCACAUCAUUUGCGCAAGCACGAAUGGGCUACAUACAGGGAAGUAUAUACAAAUGAUUCACUUGUUUGGUGCAAAGUUUGGGAAUAUGAUGCCUUACACUUGAUCUCUGAAAUCUCAGGUAUUGCACGAGAAAAGCUAGAGCAAGGUUCUGCAGGGACGCUUGUUGAUGUGGGUCUCAGCAAGAAUAUCAAGGUUGAUCAAGUUCUUGAACCUGGAACGAGAGUAACUGUAGAGAUGGGAACAGACCGUAAUGUGGAUGCAGCUCCACGGAAAAUCGUCCCUUCUUCAAGGCCUCGAGAUGAAGGAAUGUAUUGGGGAUAUAAAGUGCGAUAUGCUCCAAACAUUAGUUCUGUGUUCAAGAACUGUCCAUACCAGGGAGGAUAUGAUCAUCGGAUUGGUACCUCUGAACAUGGUUUAGUUAUCAAUUCGUCGGAGCUCACUCUACCAUCAUUCAAGCACCUUCUGAUCGCCUUUGGUGGACUUGCGGGACUGGAAGAAUGCGUUGAAGAAGAUGCAACUUUGAAGGGAAAAACUGUGAGGGACAUAUUUGACUCUUAUCUAAAUACUUGCCCUCAUCAAGGAAGCCGAACUAUCCGGACAGAGGAAGCUAUCCUUAUAUCACUCCAGUAUUUUCAAGAGCCGAUAAAUCGAGUUUCACAGAAAUAUCAACAGCGAACCCAAUAAUUUGAACUCGGCAAAGAUAGCAAAAUGGCGAGAUUCUCAAUGAUCUUCUACAGACUUCUAGUGCAAGCUGCUAAGCCUUUUCAUUGUUGAAGUUGACCUUUUGAUGCUAUGUACAGAGUCGCACCUGGUCUGUCGAUGUCUUGAUCUGCGAAUCGGUCGGAUAAUCUCACGAUCUUCCAGUCAGCAGAUCGCACCUCUACUUCGCUGCUGUAACCAAAUUGACUAGUCUGUUAUCAAUUGUACUGUAACUUGUAAGAACCUCAUUAUUUACUGGUAUUAUCAUCAAAUAUUUGUCAGGAAACUUCAAUUUAAGAAAAAUUAAAGUUUUUGCAUUUAA